Messenger RNA from Cotesia congregata, 288 nucleotides. NCBI's taxonomy places the organism in Eukaryota, Metazoa, Arthropoda, Insecta, Hymenoptera, Braconidae. The record is from the annotation of a GenBank genome assembly.
AUGACGGCCUCACUCACUCAGACACCUCAGACUUUUAAAAAGUUUGAGCAAAUAGUUUUAACCGUAGUUGAUACUGAAACUGUAAAAAUAAAUACUAUGCUCCAAGUGCUAGAGAAAAUAGCAAAAGCUAAAUGCCUUCCAAUUUUAGGAUGUGAUGAACACAAAAAGGAGCUUAUAGCUAAAAUAUUAAAUAAUUUUGUUGUAACUAGAAAUGUACAGUCAACGCUCUCUGUAUUUGACUCGCCCGUACAGGACAAUUCUCUGUACUUGACUCGUCCUUGUCCAUAA